Pichia membranifaciens NRRL Y-2026 is the source of this 2281-nucleotide messenger RNA. RefSeq lists its product as hypothetical. The record is from RefSeq and is a predicted model, not a curated record. Bases 1 to 2025 code for a protein of 674 amino acids. The transcript has 2 exons. Lineage: Eukaryota; Fungi; Ascomycota; Pichiomycetes; Pichiales; Pichiaceae. Gene Ontology annotation, biological process: positive regulation of transcription by RNA polymerase II; DNA-templated transcription. Gene Ontology annotation, molecular function: zinc ion binding; sequence-specific DNA binding; DNA-binding transcription factor activity, RNA polymerase II-specific.
AUGCAGCACCGGGAAGAGGCCCGCCGGAAACGGAAGUCGGGAGGAAAACACCAGAUGGCGGCAUGUUGCGCCUGCAAGAAGAAACGGAAAAAGUGUGACGGGAAGUAUCCGAGGUGCUCUAACUGUCUGCGGCUAGGCCAUGAGUGCACGAUCAUCUACCCUCCGACUGGGAGAGAGAUACAAAGAGACUACUUGGAGAGGCUGGAAACAAAUGUGCGGGAGCUGGAGGAGAAGCUGCAGAGUGGGGACUGGCACAAGAGCUCCUCGGAGGCAUGCCUCAGCAGCUCGGCGUCGGAGUCACCCAACGAGGAGCCACCUUACCCGGCAAGAUACCCCCCUACUGCCAAUAAGAGUAAGGACUUGACACAGGAGGUUGGUUUUAUCUCCUUGGGUGCUGCUGGAGAACCGUGCUACAUUGGUGAGACGUCCGCAUACUCUAUUGCAAAGGUGAUCAGCUCCUCAAUUAACUGCUUCCCGCUUAGUGUCAAUACCUUCAUGGAUAAGACCAACGCCUCGCCCAUAUUCGAGCUGCCGUUCAAGUUUCCCAGUUUAGAAACAGCCUCCGAUCUGCUUGUAUGCUAUAAGAAAUCUGUGCAUUGUCAGUACCCGUUUCUGGACUGGCCCUUCAUAGAAAACUGCUUCGACCUCGUUGUCAAAAAGAAGAGCCAUGGCCACGUCCCCAUCUUCUUUAUUUUCAUGAUAUUUGCCAUAAGCUCUCAGAUCCAGGACGCAUCAAACAGCAACGCCUACUCGAGCUAUACUAAAUCAUAUUACAUGAAGGCGUUUGAGUGUGUCGGCCUGGUCAUCGAGUCAGUCAACAUAUACACAGUGCAGGCUUUUCUGCUCAUGUCUGUGUUUGCACAAAAGAUGCCCGACGGGGUUCCCGGCUGGCAGGCCAGCGGUCUGGCGAUCCGAACUGCAGUAGUACUGGGUCUGCACCGCAAAUCAUAUCAUCGGAAGAAUCAGCCUGUCACCAACGAGCAGCGACUGCUGCAGGACCUGAAAUCAAGGAUAUUCUGGUCGGCAUACGGGAUUGAAAGGAUCAAUGGUUUGAUUUUGGGCCGACCUUUCAGUAUUUCCGACAUUGACAUUGAUGCCCCAUUCCCGCUUGAGACACCGGAAACAAGAGUUGGUUGCUAUGUGGUAAAGCUUCGGAGGAUCCAAUCAAGCAUCUGUACUUUCAUCUACAAGCCGAUCCCACUGGUUGACCAGCAGGAAGAUGUCGAUGCAACACGGGUGGAGAUAUUAUUAGAGUUGAACGAGUGGCUAUCGACAUUCCCGUAUAAGGACAACGCGGUAUCUACAUUUGAGACAAACAACUGGUCGCUGAUAUCGUACCACAACUCGGUACUACUACUUUGGAGGCCAAUAAUUCUUGAGGUGGCCAAGUUAAAGGAAGAGUCUCCAAAACGUCACCUCGAAUGGUUCAAAGUUUUUACAGAGAGUGCCUCCGCCGUGUGCAUCAACUACAAGAACAUGCACCUGAAACGGAAGCUGAGCUACACUUGGUCGGCAAUGCACUGCUGCUUUGUCUCGGGUAUUUCGUUUCUCUUUUGUCUUUGGCUUGAUCGGUCCUUGAAGGUGUUGAAGUGGAAGCGCAAAAGCCUUGUGUACGAGACGAUCAGCGCCUGUCAGACAAUUCUGUACGUGCUUGCCGAGAGAUGGGGAUCUGCGUCAAUUUUCCGGGACUCUUUCGAAAGGUUGUCAACCAUUGUGAAGACUUGUAUUGACUCUGAGAAUGACAUGGAACCGCAUAACACUAUGAACGACAUACUAACUUCAGGAAUUUUUGUUGACGGAAGCAUCGGCAUUGAUUCGUACCUUACGGGGAAACAAUUCAAACAAAAGUUUCCAACAAUUGCAACCCCUGCCACAUCUGCGGCAGCUGCUGACACCGGGCGGGAACCAAUGGACAGCGGCAGCGACAACCUGGACUCUCUCUGGGAGUUCUUGGAUACCACGGGAGACAAGUAUCUCCGUGAUCUCUUCAACGAAAUGGAGGACAGUAUUAGCAUGAACGGUUAGGAAUAAAUAGUAUAAACUUUUCUAUACAUAACUAGAUCUUCUUUUCUUUCUCGCUUCUAAGUCUCUUUCUAAAACCUGCCUCCCUGUUUCCAUCCGGCGGAACAGUUCUGCACUGCAACCCAGAAUAGAACCAGUCAACCAUGGUAACUCCAUCGUAAACCGGCUUUCCCGUGGCUGCCUGGAUUGCUCUGGCGUACGGAGGCAUCUGCGUGCACUCAAGGACAAAAGCGCCAAUAUCCGAGUUGCUCUCCACCAG